Messenger RNA from Ogataea haglerorum, 1305 nucleotides. RefSeq lists its product as uncharacterized. Gene Ontology annotation, molecular function: nucleic acid binding. The transcript has a single exon. Gene Ontology annotation, biological process: methylation. Bases 1 to 1305 code for a protein of 434 amino acids. Lineage: Eukaryota; Fungi; Ascomycota; Pichiomycetes; Pichiales; Pichiaceae. Gene Ontology annotation, cellular component: cytoplasm. The record is from RefSeq and is a predicted model, not a curated record.
AUGAAAGACUAUCUGGUGUACAUGUCGCAGGCCCACACGGGCUUCCGGCGCGCAGAGCUGGAGUCGCUGGCGGAGAUGCACGGGUUCAGCGUGGACCUGAGCAGGCUGGGCGAAAAAUCGCCUUUUUUCGUGGUGCAGCUCGAGAACGACGAGCAGGCCGCGCUGCUGGUUCGCAGGUCUGUUCUUUCGCGAGCCAUUUACGAGCUCUGGGGCCAGGGAGCGACGCUGGCCGAGCUGCACGCCGACGUCCAACAGCGGAGCGCGGCACUCGUCUCCAAAUACAAGCGGUCGUCCUUCAAAUUCGAUAUCAUUUCGUACCAGGGGAGCAGAAAGAGCCGCGAGCAGCAGCUGGCGCUGAUCAACUCGUUUGGCUACCUUGCGCUCGAGGGCAAAAUACAGAUGAAAAACCCGGACCAGGUAUAUGCCGUUCUGGAGGCCUACAGCAUCGUCAACCAGGAGCCUGCUCCGCAGCCGGACUACAUGUACUUUGGCCGCGAGGUCGAGGUUUCUGAGCGCACGCGCGGCAUUCUGGAGCGCUACGAGAUUGCCAAGCGGCCGUACUACGGGACCACGACGUUCGACGCCGAGCUGGCGCUGGUGAGUUGCAACCUGGCGCAGGCGCGGGCCGGACAGCUGAUCUACGACCCGUUCGUGGGCACCGGGUCGUUCGUGCUCGCUGCCGCGCACUACGGAGCGUUCACGUACGGAACAGACAUAGACUUCCGGGCGCUCAAGGGCAAGGGGCCCGGUCGGCGGCUUGCUACCAAUUUUGCAAAAUACGGCACGGACCCCCUGUUUGGCGACGUUCUGUGCAUGGACUUCACCCACAACGCGCUCAGAAGAAAUCUAGUGUUUGAUUCGAUUGUCUGUGACCCGCCGUACGGCGUCAGAGAGGGCCUCAAGGUGUGCGGAACGAACAGAGAAGAGCGAUUCGAAGGGAAGGAAAAAAUAGUCAUCGACGGCGAGUACGCGUACCGCCGACGCGAUUUCAUCCAGCCGAAAAAGAACUACUCGCUGGACCUGCUGCUCGACGACCUGCUGCAAUUUGCGGCCGAGCGACUGCCGGUGAACGGCAGACUGUGUUUCUGGAUGCCCGUGGCCAACGACCAGGACAUCCCUACACUGGUUCCGCAGCACGAAAAAUUGCAGCUGGUGUACAACCUGGUGCAGGAGUUCAACAAAUGGUCGCGGCGGCUGCUGGUUUACACGAAACGGGACGCGGACUACAAGGGAACCACCAUCACGUCGCAGGAGCGCGGACUCCAGAACGACUUCCGCAAUAGAUACUUCCAUAAGUUUAAGUAA